CCAUCUUUCUUCAUACUCCGUAGUACCCGAGAAAUCAAAACAGAAAAAGAAAGAUUUAAGCAAAAUAUUGGAUUUGCUGAUAAAGAUGGCUUCUCUUGUUCUCCUUAUAUGUGAGCUAAUCAAACACGAAAGCCUGGACAAUUUGCUUUCAUCUUCAUCUUCUUCCUCCACCAAAUCCUGUGCUGCAAUGGUGCCAGCAGCAGCAGCAGCUGGGAAAUCUAAAGAUUCGAUGGGAGCUGCAAAAGAGGAGGAGGUGGAAGAGGCAAUAUCAAUAAUAAUGCCCAAGAUGUGUGUUGACUUGCUAUGGCCUUAAAAGUGUCUGGUUGAGAUUUGAGAAUAUGAAUAUAUAUGUGGAAUUAAAGUGUCAUUUUUCAUUAAGAUUUUCCGUCCAUGAUUAUGGAUUUG
Cuscuta campestris is the source of this 405-nucleotide messenger RNA. The record is from the annotation of a GenBank genome assembly. NCBI's taxonomy places the organism in Eukaryota, Viridiplantae, Streptophyta, Magnoliopsida, Solanales, Convolvulaceae.